CAGAACACAACAAACAUUAACAAAAAUAGAAGCUACACAAGUUCUUAGCUUUCUUGAAACGAAGCAGAAGACUCGAGCUUUCAAUUUUCAAGCAGUACAAGGUUUAUAUAUUGAAACUGUUGGGGUUCAAGUUCCAAACAAAAUCUUAAGAAGUUUUCCUAGGGUGGUGAAUUUCUGAUUUGCUUGUUCGAUUUUAAAGAUCUCCUCCACAUAAAGCAGCUGAUGCCAUCAUCAUAUAUGGACUCGCAGCAACUUUUCAGUUUCAGUGUGGCUAGUGCAGGAUUACCUUACAUGCCAUCUUUUCCCACUAUUCCAUCCCUACCAAGCAGGCUUCUUGGUUCCGUGAAAUUUGACACAGGAAACUCACCUAAUUCACCCUUUUCCACUCAUUUUGAUUCUGAUACACUUUCUGCAUUGAGUGACAACCAGGAGCAACACAGCUCUGGAGAAAUCCUCUCAUGUGUAAGCCCCUCUCGUAACUCUUCACUGGAAACCAACCAUUAUAUGCAUAGAUCAAUCUCAUCUGUGGACAGACUCAGAGACAGUUUGCAACUAUAUUCUCCUAGGAGCUCUCUUCCACAGAAUGCAAUUUAUAACCAGAAAAUCAGACACGCAUUGCUGGAACUAGAAACUGCUCUGAUGGCACCUGAUGAUAAUGAAGUUACCACAUCAAAUACGUCAUUGGCUGAGAGCAGCAGGCCAACGACAUCUGGUCAGAGAUAUAGGUCCUGGAGCCAUGAGCACCAGGAGUCACAAUAUAUUCAAACUCAGCCAUCAUAUGUUACCAGCUGUAGGCAAUCGAGUGAAGUUGAACAUGUAGAGAAACGGCAGAAGUUGAUGGAGGAAGCAUCUCUACAAGGGUUCCCAUCAAGCAAUUUGAAACAAUUGCUGAUUGCAUGUGCCAAAGCCCUGUCUGAAAACAACAUGAAAGAUUUUGAUCAAUUGAUAGAAAAGGCUAGAAGUGUUGUGUCUAUCAAUGGGGAGCCAAUACAGCGGCUUGGUGCUUAUAUGGUAGAAGGGCUUGUUGCAAGGAAGGAAUCUUCGGGGAAUAGCAUCUAUCGUGCCCUUAGGUGCCGAGAGCCUGAAGGUGAAGAAUUACUCUCUUACAUGCAAUUGCUGUUUGAAAUCUGUCCUUACUUGAAAUUCGGUUACAUGGCUGCCAAUGGAGCCAUUGCUGAGGCAUGCAGAAACGAGGAUCACAUACACAUAAUAGACUUUCAGAUUGCUCAGGGAACUCAAUGGAUGACUCUUCUUCAAGCUCUUGCAGCAAGACCUGGCGGGGCUCCCCACGUGCGGAUCACAGGGAUUGAUGACCCCGUUUCUAAAUAUGCUCGUGGCGAUGGACUAGAGGUAGUUGGGAAAAGGUUGGAGUUGAUGUCUAAGAAAUUUGGCAUCCCAGUUGAGUUUCAUGGAGUGCCUGUUUUUGCUCCAGAUGUGACAAGAGAUAUGCUUGAUAUCAGGACUGGAGAGGCUUUGGCUGUGAACUUUCCCUUGCAACUCCAUCAUACAGCUGAUGAGAGUGUUGAUGUGAGUAACCCAAGGGAUGGACUUUUGAGAUUGGUAAAGUCGCUUUCACCCAAGGUGACCACACUCGUGGAGCAGGAAUCAAACACAAACACAACUCCUUUCUUUAACAGGUUUAUAGAAACCUUAGAUUACUAUUUGGCAAUCUUUGAGUCCAUUGAUGUCACCCUCCAAAGAAAUAGCAAGGAGCGGAUUAAUGUGGAGCAACAUUGUCUUGCCCGGGAUAUUGUGAAUGUUAUUGCUUGUGAAGGCAAGGAAAGGGUAGAGCGACAUGAACUGUUUGGCAAGUGGAAGUCUAGGUUAACAAUGGCUGGCUUUCGUCAAUGUCCUUUGAGCUCUUAUGUGAAUUCUGUUAUAAGAAGCCUUCUGAGGUGCUAUUCAGAACAUUAUACACUAGUGGAGAAAGAUGGGGCCAUGUUGUUGGGGUGGAAGAACAGAAAUUUGAUAUCAGCCUCAGCCUGGCAUUGAUAAAAACAUAGAUAGGAAUUGCUGUAGUGGUAGUAGAAAUAUCGUGAUGAAGGGAAGCGAAAUGAUGUUGGAGGUGGUAGUAGCUGACUGAGGUUUAUGUUGAUUUCUUGUGCCAUGUAACCUUUAUCAUUGUUUUAUAGGUCUUUGCUCCUUUCAUUUGUCCAUGAAGAGUCUCAUGUACUAGUGGUAGUAUAUUGAUUCUUUUAUACAGUGUUUAUGUAUGUUCGCUGCUCUGUAAUAUAGAUGUUGAAACUUGUGUCUGCAAAUAG
This is a messenger RNA of Gastrolobium bilobum, 2261 nucleotides long. Its product is annotated as chitin-inducible gibberellin-responsive protein 1-like. The record is from RefSeq and is a predicted model, not a curated record. Bases 223 to 1992 code for a protein of 589 amino acids. Gene Ontology annotation, cellular component: nucleus. The transcript is spliced from 2 exons. NCBI's taxonomy places the organism in Eukaryota, Viridiplantae, Streptophyta, Magnoliopsida, Fabales, Fabaceae. Gene Ontology annotation, molecular function: sequence-specific DNA binding; DNA-binding transcription factor activity. Gene Ontology annotation, biological process: regulation of DNA-templated transcription.